Clonostachys byssicola is the source of this 300-nucleotide messenger RNA. The record is from the annotation of a GenBank genome assembly. Lineage: Eukaryota; Fungi; Ascomycota; Sordariomycetes; Hypocreales; Bionectriaceae.
AUGAACACGAUCAAAAACUGCAGCCUCAAGCGGCUUCGAGCAAGCUGCCUCAAGCAGGUAAAAUCAAAUGGAUCAAUUGACGCCAACGGACCAGUUGUUGCCCGAGUCUCCCGAGCAAUCGGAUCAAAUUUCAGAAACACGCGAAGAAGAAGUGUUGAUUCGACCGAGACAUUUAUCAUCCUUCCCUACCCAGUGGACACAAAGAAACAGGAGAGCGUGGCUGAAGAGAAAGUCAGCGAAUCGGCCAAAGUUGGGUCAACCGAUUCGGACGAAGCGAGUGUCAUUCAAUUUGGACGAUAA